Ilyonectria robusta is the source of this 300-nucleotide messenger RNA. RefSeq lists its product as uncharacterized. Bases 1 to 300 code for a protein of 99 amino acids. NCBI's taxonomy places the organism in Eukaryota, Fungi, Ascomycota, Sordariomycetes, Hypocreales, Nectriaceae. The transcript has a single exon. The record is from RefSeq and is a predicted model, not a curated record.
AUGGACCCCGUUACUGCUGUUAGUCUCGCUUCGAGUAUUCUCACUUUCAUCGAGUUCUCCCAGAAGCUCAUCAGCGGUACCCUGGAAAUAUCGCGAGCCGGGGAAACAGCCGACAAUGCUCACCUCAGUCAUAUCAACGAGGACUUGCACGAUGUGUCUGGGCACCUUUGUCAGAAGAUUGUCGGGACGUCCGAGAAUGCGGAAGCUCUGAGAGACAUCGCGUCCAAGUGUCGUUCCAUCUCGGACGAUCUAUCCAAGCUUCUGGACACUCUCAAGGCCUCGUCUCAAACAUCAACAUAG